This is a messenger RNA of Alexandromys fortis (reed vole), 1891 nucleotides long. It is a transcript of the gene Arl6, whose product is annotated as ADP ribosylation factor like GTPase 6. The coding region runs from base 832 to 1392 and encodes 186 amino acids. The transcript is spliced from 8 exons. Gene Ontology annotation, molecular function: GTPase activity; GTP binding. Gene Ontology annotation, biological process: vesicle-mediated transport; protein localization to cilium; cilium assembly. The record is from RefSeq and is a predicted model, not a curated record. Lineage: Eukaryota; Metazoa; Chordata; Mammalia; Rodentia; Cricetidae. Gene Ontology annotation, cellular component: cytoplasm; axoneme.
CUAAGAAUCAGGACCAGGAUCACACUUUCUUUGCCAAAUAAUGCCUCUGGACUUUUUUUUUUUUUAAAGCUGACUAUGGUUUUACACGUUUUUCUCCUCUCCUGCCCAUGCUAAGUACUAUACUUCUGCCGGACUCGCUCUCAGGCCUAGCUGAGCGCAGGGAAAGGUCUGGGCGAUGGGGAACAGAACCACAUCUGUGCAGAUUCUCGCUCCACACCACGCCGCCCUCUGCGGAUGAGUGGCAGUCACCCCAAAUCUGUGCCAAACCACGGGCGCCCAGGAGGUCCUCCCUCCGCCAGAGAUGCGCGCGCAUCCAAGGCCCCAGCGCACUACCCGGCAAGCUGUGCGCCGGCCUACAACUCCCAUCAGGUUCCUGCAGCGAAGGCGCUACCCCUCGGCUCCCAGCGUAUUGCCGGUUCCCCGUGUCUUCUGUGCUCCCUCUUUCUCUGUAAUAGAACUCUCCUGCGGGAAUCGGGCCAUUUUUUACCCAGUGUUCUUCACCGCAGAAAUCAGAACGCAGCAGCGGAGGCGCUACAACGCCCGAGGGGGCGUGGCUUUGGGAACCGGAAGGAGCUCCUGUUGCCAAGGGAACGCGGCGCGCCUUGGAUUCCUGCUCAACCCCUGAUGCUCCCAUCCGGGCCAAAGCCGCCGGUUCCCCCAACUUGUAGGAGAGGCUGUGCUCGAGACAAGGGAACCUUCCUCCGGGGGCAGAGAGAGGAAGGCUGAGGCUUCUGCCCAAGGAAAGAGUGCGUCCAUUUCUGCCUUUGCCAGCCCCGUGGCCUUUGGAUUGCCUUCAAAGAUCAGUUGCUUUGUAAAUAUUUAAAUCACAUUAUGGGAUUGCUGGACAGACUUUCAGGUUUACUCGGCCUGAAGAAGAAGGAGGUUCAUGUUUUAUGCCUUGGGCUGGAUAAUAGUGGCAAAACGACAAUCAUUAACAAACUUAAACCUUCAAAUGCCCAGUGUCAGGAUAUAGUUCCAACCAUAGGAUUCAGCAUAGAGAAAUUCAAGUCCUCCAGUUUGUCUUUUACAGUGUUUGAUAUGUCAGGGCAAGGAAGGUACAGGAAUCUUUGGGAACACUAUUAUAAAGAUGGACAAGCCAUUAUUUUUGUCAUUGAUAGUAGUGAUAAAUUAAGGAUGGUUGUGGCCAAAGAAGAACUUGAUACUCUUCUAAAUCACCCAGAUAUUAAGCACCGCCGUAUUCCAAUCUUGUUCUUUGCGAAUAAAAUGGAUCUCAGAGACGCAGUGACAUCUGUGAAGGUGUCUCAGUUGCUGUGCUUAGAGAACAUCAAAGACAAGCCGUGGCAUAUUUGUGCAAGUGAUGCCAUCAAAGGAGAAGGACUGCAGGAAGGCGUGGACUGGCUUCAAGAUCAGAUCCAAGCUGUGAAGACGUGAAAAGAUAGUCUCUGGAGACCUCACCAGUUUUCAGCUAAAGGUGUCUAUGUAAGGCAUAGUGAAUAAUCUCAAAUUUAUUUGAAAAGAUUUGUGCAACCAAGAAUAUUUUACAUUAUUCUGCUUGGUUUUAUGGACUCUGAAAGAAUUUUUUAAGAAUUUAGGACUUAUGACAUUGUUAAUCUGGCCAUUAACUAUAUGGAAAUUAACAUUACCUCUGAAUGCCUUAGUUACCAGCUUCUUGUAAAGGUCUACAUAUUGUUGUAAUUAGAAUGUGUAAAUACCAGCUAUAAGCCAUCUCAAUAUCCUAUCAUGAUUUAUGAUAUCUUUAAUGUAUUUUUAGUUUUAAUUGUCUUCUAAAAGUUCACUUUAUUGUAUGACUUUAAAGCUCAAAUUGUGUUAGCGAAACAGCUUUAAAGAGUUAUAAAAGAUCACAGGUAAUUGGUAUAUAUGUAAUUUUUAUUGUGGCACUAUCAAAAAAAAAUAAAAUAUACCAACUAGA